This is a messenger RNA of Xyrauchen texanus (razorback sucker), 8280 nucleotides long. RefSeq names its product mucin-2-like. Lineage: Eukaryota; Metazoa; Chordata; Actinopteri; Cypriniformes; Catostomidae. Gene Ontology annotation, cellular component: extracellular matrix. Gene Ontology annotation, molecular function: protein binding. The record is from RefSeq and is a predicted model, not a curated record.
AUGGAGUGGGGUACAUCUGCAGUUUGCAUACUACUGCUGGCUCUUAUCUGUGACAUACAGGUUAAUGCAUUGAGAGUCCAAGCGCUUAACCAUGUAAACAACAUCUGUAGCAUGUGGGGCAACUUUCACUUCAAGACGUUUGAUGGCGACUCUUACCAGUUUCAAGGCAUGUGCGAUUAUAACCUGGUGUCGGACUGCCAAAGCCUCAUUCGCCAGUUCUCGGUUCACGUGAAGAGAGGAGAACACACCACUGACUCAAAGAUCAGCAGAGUAGCGGUGUCCAUCAAUGACAUUUCUGUCGAAAUGACCCCAAACCAGGUCAUGGUCAACGAACAAAUUGUGACACUACCCAUCCAUGUCGCUGGGAUUCUUGUGGAAGAGAAUACAAUUUACAUCAAACUCUAUUCAAAACUGGGCAUCAGCGUCAAGUGGAACAGAGAGGAUGCAGUCACGGUGGAGCUGGAUGACAAAUAUUCAAAUCGUACUUGUGGACUGUGUGGCGAUUUCAAUGGUAUUCCCGUUUAUAAUGAGUUUAUUGAAUCAGGUGAAAAGAUUGGCCAUGUUGAAUUUGGGAAUAUGCACAGAGUUCCAAAUCCAAUGCAUGUUUGUGAAGACCCUUUUGAAAACGACGAUGAGCAAAAUGUUUUGGACCAAUGUGAAAAAUAUCGGACAAAUUGUGCAGACUUUUUGGAGGUUGAAGACUGGUCUUCCUGUACCAAGGUUUUGAGUCCUGAGCCGUAUGUAAAGGCCUGUGUGAAUGAUAUGUGUUUGGGUCAAGAUGGAGACGUUUCAUCACUCUGUGCGACUUUAUCUGAAUACUCACGCCAGUGCUCUCAUGCGGGAGGGACUCCACCCAAUUGGAGAACAGAGCAAUUCUGUGCUGUGAAAUGCCCCUUCAAUAUGGUGCAUUCUGAAAGUGGCUCCCCAUGUAUGGACACAUGCUCACACAAAGACACAAACACACUGUGUGCGGAACACAACACCGACGGCUGCUUUUGCCCACAAGGAACUGUGUUUGAUGACAUCUCAAACAUGGGCUGCAUCCCAGUGGAACAGUGCCAGUGCAAACAUGACCAAAACUAUAAACCCGGAGAAGUCCUCCUUAAGGACGACGAGGAAUGCAUAUGUCAGGAGGGGAACUGGAUUUGUAUGAGUCUGCCUAGUCCUGGCCUGUGUGCCCUAGAGGAAGGAUCUCAUUUCACCACCUACGACGGGAAAGAAUUCACUUUCCACGGAGACUGCCACUAUGUUCUCUCCAAAGACUGCAAAGACUCAAAGUUCAUCAUAUUGGGCCAGAUUGUUCCUUGUUUAACCCAUGAAACCGACACCUGCUUGAAAUCAAUAGUGGUGCUGUUUGACAACGACAAGAAAAAUCCUCUGCUCAUUAAACCUGACGGCACGGUACAACACAAUGCUGAAGUCCCACUUCCUUACAAGACUGCUGACUUCACGGUGUUCAGGCCAUCAUCGUUUUACAUCAUGCUCCAGACCUCCUUCGGGCUGCAGGUGCAGGUACAGCUGGUGCCCAUUAUGCAAGUGUACAUCACUGUGGAUCAAAGCUUCCAGGGCAAGACUUGUGGUCUUUGUGGAAAUUUUAACAAAGUGCUGUCUGAUGACCUGAAGACCCCUCAGGGAUUGGUGGAGGGUACAGCAGUUUCCUUUGCAAACACCUGGAAGGCCCAAUCUAACUGCCCUGACCGUACUGAGAGAAUGGACGAUCCCUGUUCCUACAGCACUGACAGCGAGCACUUUGCUGAGCAUUGGUGUUCCAAGAUGAAGGACAAGGAGAGCCCCUUUGCCAAAUGUCACUCUACUGUCAAUCCAGAAAGCUACUACAAAAGAUGCAAAUACUCCAGCUGUACAUGUGAAAAGAGUGAAGACUGUUUGUGUGCGGUAUUCUCCUCAUACGCCCGGGCCUGUGCAGCUAAAGGAAUAUUUCUCCAAGGCUGGCGGCAAACAGUGUGCGAGAAGUACACAGAGAACUGCCCGGCAUCACAGAACUACUCCUAUCAGCUGCAGAGCUGCCAGCAUACCUGUAUUUCUCUCAGCUCUGAGCGCCAAGGCUGCAAUGUUGACUUUGUACCUGUGGACGGAUGUGCAUGUCCAGAUGGACUCUACCAGGAUGAGAGUGGACUGUGUGUACCUAUGGAAAAAUGUCCUUGUUACCAUAAUGGCCAGAAAAUCCGUCCCGGCCAGUCUGUUAGCCUUAAGGAUGAACACUGUGUUUGCAUGAAUGGAAAGUUCCACUGUCGAUCCUCGAGAGCCCGUUUUCUAGAAUGUCCCCAUCCAAAGGUUUUCUUCAACUGCAGUACAGCAGGCCCAGAUGAACAUGGACUGGACUGUGCUCGCACUUGUUUGCAACAGGAAGUUGAUUGUUUCUCGCUGGACUGUGAAUCUGGGUGCCAGUGUCCUACAGGUCUACUGGACGAUGGCAAAGGAUACUGUGACAAGUGUGGAAAUAAAACGGGUCAUUUUCAUGUGAUCACUGAGAAUAUUCCUUGCGGAACAACAGGAACCACAUGUUCAAAGGCUGUUGGGAUCCUUUUGGGGAGAACUAAACUGGAACUUUCUGAAGGCAUUGUAAGAGUAUCUGAUACUGGAAGUGGUCCACUGAUCAAGUACAAUAAAAGAAACGUUGGUAUGUACCUUGUUAUCGAUGCUGUCAUCGGAAUGACGGUUUUGUGGGACCGUAAAACAACUGUCCGCAUCAUUCUGCAACCUCAGCACAUGGGAGAAGUUUGUGGCCUCUGUGGAAAUUUCAAUGGAAAUGGAAAAGAUGACUUUACCACUCAAGGCAACUUGCAAACCUCAAAUAUAAUGGAGUUCGUGGACAGCUGGAAAGGGUUAAGCACAUGCCCUGAUGCAGAACCAGACUUUGAUCCCUGCUUUCAGACCCCUAAUCGACACACAUGGGCGAAAAUACAAUGUAGCAUUAUAAAGUCAAAGACUUUCAAAGACUGCCACAGCAUGGUGGAUCCAGGCCCUUUCUAUGAUAACUGUGUGAAGGACUCCUGUGCAUGUGACACAGGUGGAGACUGUGAGUGCUUCUGCACAGCUGUGGCAGCUUACGCUCAAGCAUGCAAUGAUAAAGAAGUCUGUGUGGCCUGGAGAACACCUGAGAUCUGCCCUGUGUACUGUGACUACUACAAUAAACCAGGUGAAUGCAUAUGGCAUUACAGUCCUUGUCAUCCACCUUCGUACAAAACCUGUCUCAACCCUGAGGGUAUCCACAAUAACACUUUACCAAACCUGGAGGGUUGUUAUCCAGAAUGUCCAGAGGACAAGCCUAUAUUUGAUGAAAAAAAUCAGAUCUGUGUGGAGAUAUGUAAUCAGACAUGCAAUGAUAAUGGGAACGAGUAUGAACCUGGAGAGGAGAUCCCAACUGACAAGCCCUGGUGCUGUUUCUACAAUGGAACAGAAUAUGAUCACAAUGCAGUAAUUUACAAUGUUACAGAUGGCAUGGGAAUGUGCUACUAUGCAAUUUGCAUAAAUACCACUGUAAUAGAAUCAAUGGUACCAUGCCCAACCCCAACCACAACACCACCUUCAACUACCCCAACUACACCACCUACUUCACCCACUGGUUCUUCAUCUUCAUCUACUCCAACAGGAAGUACUCCAACAUCUGAAGUUACUGAAUCUACCUCAACAGAAUGUUUUAUAUGUGACUGGUCUGAGUGGUUUAAUGUUUAUAAUCCUGCUACCGGAGGAGGGAAUGACUUUGAGACAUAUGAAAAAAUAACAGAAAAUGGAAAAGAGAUAUGUGAACAUCCAGAAGAUAUUGAAUGUAGGGCUACAGGCGAAAUGGAUAUGAGCUUUGAAGAUUAUAUCAGUCAAACAAAACAAGUUGCCCAGUGCAACGUUUCAUAUGGUUUGACAUCUUCACCUACACCAACAGUAAUUACUACAACAACAGAAAAACCUACUCCAUUGACACCAACAGGAAGUACCCCAACAACUAAAUCAACAACAACGGUAGAAUCUACCACAUCACCACAAACACCUGAACCACCCACCAGUUCCACAUCUUCACCUACACCAACAGUAAUUACUACAACAUCAGAAAAACCUACUCCAUCGACACCAACAGGAAGUACCCCAACAACUAAAUUGACUGAAUCAACAACAACGGUAGAACCUACCACAUCACCACAAACACCCGAACCACCCACCAGUUCCACAUCUUCACCUACACCAACAGUAAUUACUACAACAACAGAAAAACCUACUCCAUCGACACCAACAGGAAGUACCCCAACAACUAAAUUGACUGAAUCAACAACAACGGUAGAAUCUACCACAUCACCACAAACACCUGAACCACCCACCAGUUCCACAUCUUCACCUACACCAACAGUAAUUACUACAACAACAGAAAAACCUACUCCAUCGACACCAACAGGAAGUACCCCAACAACUAAAUCAACAACAACGGUAGAAUCUACCACAUCACCACAAACACCUGAACCACCCACCAGUUCCACAUCUUCACCUACACCAACAGUAAUUACUACAACAACAGAAAAACCUACUCCAUUGACACCAACAGGAAGUACCCCAACAACUAAAUCAACAACAACAACAGAAAAACCUACUCCAUCGACACCAACAGGAAGUACCCCAACAACUAAAUCAACAACAACGGUAGAAUCUACCACAUCACCACAAACACCUGAACCACCCACCAGUUCCACAUCUUCACCUACACCAACAGUAAUUACUACAACAACAGAAAAACCUACUCCAUUGACACCAACAGGAAGUACCCCAACAACUAAAUCAACAACAACGGUAGAAUCUACCACAUCACCACAAACACCUGAACCACCCACCAGUUCCACAUCUUCACCUACACCAACAGUAAUUACUACAACAUCAGAAAAACCUACUCCAUCGACACCAACAGGAAGUACCCCAACAACUAAAUUGACUGAAUCAACAACAACGGUAGAACCUACCACAUCACCACAAACACCCGAACCACCCACCAGUUCCACAUCUUCACCUACACCAACAGUAAUUACUACAACAACAGAAAAACCUACUCCUUCGACACCAACAGGAAGUACCCCAACAACUAAAUUGACUGAAUCAACAACAACGGUAGAACCUACCACAUCACCACAAACACCCGAACCACCCACCAGUUCCACAUCUUCACCUACACCAACAGUAAUUACUACAACAACAGAAAAACCUACUCCAUCAACACCAACAGGAAGUACCCCAACAUCUAAAGUUACUGAAUCUACCUCAACAGAAUGUUUUAUAUGUGACUGGUCUGAGUGGUUUAAUGUUUAUAAUCCUGCUACCGGAGGAGGGAAUGACUUUGAGACAUAUGAAAAAAUAACAGAAAAUGGAAAAGAGAUAUGUGAACAUCCAGAAGAUAUUGAAUGUAGGGCUACAGGCGAAAUGGAUAUGAGCUUUGAAGAUUAUAUCAGUCAAACAAAACAAGUUGCCCAGUGCAACGUUUCAUAUGGUUUGACAACAGAAAAACCUACUCCAUCGACACCAACAGGAAGUACCCCAACAACUAAAUCAACAACAACGGUAGAAUCUACCACAUCACCAGAAACACCUGAACCACCCACCAGUUCCACAUCUUCACCUACACCAACAGUAAUUACUACAACAACAGAAAAACCUACUCCAUUGACACCAACAGGAAGUACCCCAACAACUAAAUCAACAACAACGGUAGAAUCUACCACAUCACCACAAACACCUGAACCACCCACCAGUUCCACAUCUUCACCUACACCAACAGUAAUUACUACAACAACAGAAAAACCUACUCCAUCGACACCAACAGGAAGUACCCCAACAACUAAAUUGACUGAAUCAACAACAACGGUAGAAUCUACAACAUCACCACAAACACCUGAACCACCCACCAGUUCCACAUCUUCACCUACACCAACAGCAAUUACUACAACAACAGAAAAACCUACUCCAUCGACACCAACAGGAAGUACCCCAACAACUAAAUUGACUGAAUCAACAACAACGGUAGAAUCUACAACAUCACCACAAACAACUGAACCACCCACCAGUUCCACAUCUUCACCUACACCAACAGCAAUUACUACAACAACAGAAAAACCUACUCCAUCGACACCAACAGGAAGUACCCCAACAACUAAAUUGACUGAAUCAACAACAACGGUAGAAUCUACAACAUCACCACAAACACCUGAACCACCCACCAGUUCCACAUCUUCACCUACACCAACAGCAAUUACUACAACAACAGAAAAACCUACUCCAUCGACACCAACAGGAAGUACCCCAACAACUAAAUUGACUGAAUCAACAACAACGGUAGAAUCUACCACAUCACCACAAACACCAGAACCAGCCACCAGUUCCACAUCUUCACCUACACCAACAGCAAUUACUACAACAACAGAAAAACCUACUCCAUCAACACCAACAGGAAGUACCCCAACAACUAAAUUGACUGAAUCAACAACAACGGUAGAAUCUACCACAUCACCACAAACACCUGAACCACCCACCAGUUCCACAUCUUCACCUACACCAACAGUAAUUACUACAACAACAGAAAAACCUACUCAAUCAACACCAACAGGAAGUACCCCAACAACUAAAUCAACAACAACGGUAGAAUCUACCACAUCACCACAAACACCUGAACCACCCACCAGUUCCACAUCUUCACCUACACCAACAGUAAUUACUACAACAACAGAAAAACCUACUCCAUCGACACCAACAGGAAGUACCCCAACAACUGAAUCAACAACAACGGUAGAACCUACCACAUCACCACAAACACCUGAACCACCCACCAGUUCCACAUCUUCACCUACACCAACAGUAAUUACUACAACAACAGAAAAACCUACUCCAUCAACACCAACAGGAAGUACCCCAACAACUAAAUCAACAACAACGGUAGAAUCUACCACAUCACCACAAACACCUGAACCACCCACCAGUUCCACAUCUUCACCUACACCAACAGUAAUUACUACAACAUCAGAAAAACCUACUCCAUCGACACCAACAGGAAGUACCCCAACAACUAAAUUGACUGAAUCAACAACAACGGUAGAACCUACCACAUCACCACAAACACCCAAACCACCCACCAGUUCCACAUCUUCACCUACACCAACAGUAAUUACUACAACAACAGAAAAACCUACUCCAUCGACACCAACAGGAAGUACCCCAACAACUAAAUUGACUGAAUCAACAACAACGGUAGAAUCUACAACAUCACCACAAACACCUGAACCACCCACCAGUUCCACAUCUUCACCUACACCAACAGCAAUUACUACAACAACAGAAAAACCUACUCCAUCAACACCAACAGGAAGUACCCCAACAACUAAAUUGACUGAAUCAACAACAACACCAACAGUAAUUACUACAACAACAGAAAAACCUACUCCAUCGACACCAACAGGAAGUACCCCAACAACUAAAUUGACUGAAUCAACAACAACGGUAGAACCUACCACAUCACCACAAACACCCGAACCACCCACCAGUUCCACAUCUUCACCUACACCAACAGUAAUUACUACAACAACAGAAAAACCUACUCCAUCAACACCAACAGGAAGUACCCCAACAACUAAAUUGACUGAAUCAACAACAACGGUAGAACCUACCACAUCACCACAAACACCGAACCACCCACCAGCCACAUCUUCACCUACACCAACAGUAAUUACUACAACAACAGAAAAACCUACUCCAUCGACACCAACAGGAAGUACCCCAACAACUAAAUUGACUGAAUCAACAACAACGGUAGAACCUACCACAUCACCACAAACACCCGAACCACCCACCAGUUCCACAUCUUCACCUACACCAACAGUAAUUACUACAACAACAGAAAAACCUACUCCAUCAACACCAACAGGAAGUACCCCAACAACUAAAUUGACUGAAUCAACAACAACGGUAGAAUCUACCACUUCACCACAAACUCCAUCAACUACUCCCAUCACUACACCAUGUUUUUGUGUGGUUAAUGGAGUGCAGUAUAAUCCUGGUGAGACAAUAUUUGAUACGGUUCACAUUGGCUCUGGGAUCUGUCUGACCAUGAUCUGCUCAGAAAUCUGUGCACUGCAGAACAGCACAGAGCCAUGUCCAACAUCAACAACUCCUGCACCUACUCCAUCAACAACUCCUGCACCUACUCCAUCAACAACUCCUACACUUACUCCAUCAACAACUCCUACACCGACUCCAUACUACGACUGCCCAGAAUGGGAGCAAUAUGUACACUUAACAUAA